AUCGAAAAACAAUCGUUAUCAAAUUUGAACGGUUUAUUAUCAGUAAGAACAAACGAUAGUGGAGUUAUCUCAUCGUUUUAUUAAAGUGUGGACGCCCUUUGUGCUGUGUAAAAAUAUAUAAGGAUUAUUAAAAAUGACGGACACUGGAGCCGUGACUUCAGCGGUCGCGCAGCCGAAACAAAACAUCAAACUAAUCAACAAAUCCGAAGCGGAAUACAAUAUGAAGUCUAUAAGGUUUCUUUUGUUGACAAUAACGAGUAUGUUCCUGGUGAUCGGCGGUUUGAUGAUAGUGUUGGGUAUAUCGGUAUACUCGCAUUACCACAGUUUCUCGUUCCUAUACGAGAGCGCACGGCACGGACGUUUCCUUACGCCAUCCGUCAUGUGUGUGUUUAUCGGUCUCGCUCUCUUCGUCACAUCCUUCUUUGGCUUCUUCGGCAGUCUUAAAAGGAGUACGUGUUUGGUGAACUUGUAUGCCCUGAUUCUUUUGAAAAUUUUAAUUGUCAAUUUGGUAGUAGUGAUUUUGGCUUUUACUAAAGACUUUGAUACUAUCAGAAGCUUCAUCCAUGUUCCUGUCUAUCAAUAUGGCAACGAUGCUGAAGUUCAGGCUGAAAUCGAUGUAAUGCAAGUCUCGUUGAACUGUUGUGGGAGUGAAUCUUUCCUCGAUUAUGGAGACGUCGAGUUCACAAAUAACCAAACGACUGUGAUGGUGUCUCAAGAAAUGAAUGGUGAGCUGGUGACCUUGCGAGUGCCCGCCAGCUGCUGUGCGGUAUCUGGCGAGACUUAUUGCGUUCGUCUCCGUGGCACCAGCUGCAGAAAUGCUCUUACCAUAACAGUUAUACAAAACGGGAAUAUUUUAGGAGUCUUGGGUGUUUCAGUCAUGUUUAUAAAGUUGCUGGGUAUCAUAUUCGCGUUGCUACUGGCCCGUUGUAUACGCAAGAUGAAGAGCGAACGUGCUAUGAUGGCUUGGAAGAUAAGGGAGCAGCUGAUAUUGGGACGACGGGAAGAAGAAAGCAGAACAAACAAUUCUCUAUAUAUUAAUCCACCAGAGUCGAGCGUGGCUUAGAUCUAAAAUAUGCAGUUAUUAAAGAUGGUAUAACAUUAAAAUAGUUUCAUUAUCUAAUUUACAUUAUAUCCAAUACUUUAAAUCUAAACUUUUGCAUAGAAAAUUAAUUAAAGGAGUAUCUCUAAGAUAAAACACACAAAUAUUUGUU
Diatraea saccharalis (sugarcane borer) is the source of this 1211-nucleotide messenger RNA. Lineage: Eukaryota; Metazoa; Arthropoda; Insecta; Lepidoptera; Crambidae. The record is from the annotation of a GenBank genome assembly.